AAGGGGCUUCCCUUCUCCUCCGCGUGAAAGCCGAAGCAGACGGGGCGAGUCGGAAGAGGUGGCCGAGGGGGAAAGUUGAGGUCGAUCUUGUUCCCCUGCGCUGCAAAUUAUUCGGCGCCAUGUUGGUUGGGUUACCGUGGAUUUGGUCGAGAGCUCGAUCAGAUCAAGCUCUGAGGAUUCCGGAAGCUGUGGGGAUCUCAUGCGGCGAUUGAUCCGCUCCACUCGAAUUCGUACCCAAAUUCCUCUGUUGCUCCGAAAUCGCCUCUGUUCGUUCCGAAUUCGAGCAAGUGGGAAUCUCGCCGUCGAGCUCCUCGGCCGUGAAUCUCCUUGAUUUUGAUUCUUGGCUCUUGUUCUUCUUUUGAAUUGAUCUUCGACGGCUGAGGUUUUGUGGCCAAAUUGCUGCCGGAUAUAAUCCGUAUAUUGAUCUAUUAGGGUUUUGAACAGUGACCGUGUAGGUGAGAUGUAUGGAUAAUGAGAGAUGGAUCUCGAGUACAAAGGACAUCGUUUAGAGUCUCAAAUCUGAAUCUUUGGUUCGUGGUUCUGAAUUCUUCAUCAGCUAGGUAUUGGUUCUUAAUCUGGAAGCAGGGUUCUUCUGUCACGAUUAAUACAUCAGGAAUUCAUUUUUGUGGGCCAAAGGCUAAACUUCUGGGUUCAAUUCUGAUCCAGUGCUAAUCGGUUGGUGAAACAUUUCAAUCGUUGUCGGGAUAGCUGCAAAUGAAAAAAUCAGAAUGAAAGGGCUUGGGAGGGUCUGUCGUCUAUGGAAACCCCUGACGAGAGGUUCCCUGAUUUAGUCAGCAUAGUGAAAUCCUGGAUUCCUUGGAGGGCUGAUCCAGCUUGCAUUUCGAGGGCCUUUUGGAUGCCUGAUGAUAGUUGUAUGGUCUGUUAUGAAUGUGACUCACAGUUCACGAUCCUCAAUCGGAGACACCAUUGUCGUAAGUGUGGCCGUGUUUUCUGUGCUAAAUGCACCUCAAAUUUUGUCCCUGCUAAUUUCUAUGACAUUGAGAAUUUCCGAGGAGAGUUGAUUAGGGUGUGUAGUUUUUGCUUCAAGCAGUCGGAGGACGUAGCAGCCUCAAGGGAUGAAGUUCAACCUUCAGGCCCGAUACUUAGUCCUUCCCUUUCAACUACAAGUUUGGCUAGUACCAAGUCCAGUGGUACUGCUAAUAGCAGUACAUCAUCAGCAGUUUCUUUCACAUAUUCAAGUGGAGCUUACCAGCAAGCCCCUCAUGGUCCUGUCUGUUGCCCCAGUCAGUCUAUUCAGUUGGAAAUCUACUCUGACAAACAAGACAUGUUGAUAUCAGAGACUACCAUGAAUUCUUUGGUGGAUAAAGGCGAUCAUUCUCCAGCUCAUUUCAGGUUCUUGAACAGGAGUGAUGAUGAUGAUGAUGACUAUGGAGCAUGUCACUGGGAUUCAGAAGAACAAAAAUUCCACAACUCUGAUGAAUUUUAUGGUCCAGCUGGUUUCGAUGAAUCUGAGCAGAGUUAUCGAUCAAAUAAAAUUCAUCCUGCCGAAGUAACUAUUGGAACUCAGGAUAUUGGCUUGCCAUUGACUCACAGCUGUGAAUUCCAUUCUUCGUUAGGUGUUGAUCAGGGGGAAGAACAAGGUUUUUUCAAUAAUGUUGAAUGUGGUUCUUCCUCCAUAUAUGGUGUGGAUAGCACUGAUGCAGAGCCUAUGGACUUCGAGAACAAUCAACAACUUUGGCUCCCUCCUGAGCCUGAAGAUGAAGAAGAUGAGAGAGAAGCUGUUCUAUUUGAUGAUGAUGAUGAAGAAGAUGCUACAGGAGAAUGGCAUUAUCCAUGUUCAUCAAAUAGCUUUAGUAGUAGUGGGCACGGAAGCAGAGAUCGAUCUAGUGAGGAACAUAAGAGAGCCAUGAAAAGUGUUGUUGAUGGGCAUUUUAGGGCUUUGGUAUCUCAACUACUUCAAGUUGAAAAUAUAUCCAUCUGUGAAGAAGAUGGUAAGGAGAAUUGGCUGGAUAUAAUAACUUCUUUGUCGUGGGAAGCAGCAACACUUCUUAAGCCAGACACUAGCAGCGGAGGAGGAAUGGACCCUGGAUUAUAUGUGAAAGUUAAGUGCCUAGCUUGUGGGCAUCUCAGUGAUAGCAUGGUGGUGAAAGGAGUUGUGUGCAAGAAGAACGUGGCUCAUCGUCGUAUGUUGUCGAAGAUUGAGAAGCCCCGCUUCCUAAUCCUUGGUGGAGCUCUUGAGUAUCAGCGUGUGACAAAUUUGCUUUCAAGUAUUGAUACAUUGUUACAGCAGGAAAUGGAUCACCUAAAGAUGGCAAUUGCAAAGAUAGAUGCUCAUCACCCCAAUGUCCUUUUGGUGGAGAAAUCAGUUUCUCGAUUUGCUCAAGAUUAUCUUCUUGCUAAAAACAUUUCACUUGUCUUGAAUAUUAAAAGGCCACUCUUAGAGCGUAUCGCACGCUGUACUGGUGCUCAGAUAGUCCCUUCAAUUGACCACCUUUCGUCUCCUAAACUGGGUCAUUGUGACUUGUUUCAUGUGGAGAAGUUUCUCGAAGAGCAUGGCACUGCUGGACAGGAAGGAAAGAAACUCCUAAAGACGUUGAUGUUUUUUGAGGGAUGUCCAAAGCCCUUGGGCUGUACCAUUCUGCUUAAGGGUUCCAAUGGUGAUGAACUAAAGAAAGUCAAACAUGUUAUCCAAUACGGAGUGUUUGCAGCAUAUCAUUUGGCAUUGGAAACAUCUUUUCUUGCAGAUGAAGGGGCUUCUCUUCCAGAACUUCCUUUGAAGUCUCCAAUCACUGUUGCACUGCCAGAUAAACCCUCAACCAUUAACAGAUCUAUAUCUACAGUACCUGGUUUCACAAUCUCUACUGCUGAAAAUCCACAACCUAGUAAUGCUGCACAAAUAUCCAGUAAAUCAGAUUCUAGCAAAGAACUUGGCAACUUUGGAAAAUCUGGAUUAGUGGCAUCACCAUUUUGUUCUGAAAAUCAUACUUCUCAUGCUUUCAAGUUUCUCUCUACCUCUGUUACUGCAUCUGUUGAUACGCAUGAUCUGCCUGUUGACAAAAAUAAUCAAAUUAAACGUACUGAUGAACAGCAAAGUAUGGCUCCAUUCAAUUCUUUGUCUCAUUCAGCAACAACUCCAAACUCCUUUUUUUGUGAUUCUUCAUGUUAUACUAGAGAUGGCAAUAAAGCAAAGGCUGAGAUUGGAUAUAUGGAAAAUGAUAAUAAAACAAUUCUCCAUUGUCCAGUGCCAACGUCCAACUAUCUUGAUAGUCCAGAAACUUUUGUGAGUGGUAAAAAUAUGGCUUGUGAUAUGCAAACAGAAGACACCAAAAUGAUAGAAAUGCAACAUGGUUUUUCAGGUUUAGGGACCUCAGAUCAACAUAAUUCUAGGAAUGAUCACAUGUUUCCAAAGGAAGAAUUCCCACCAUCACCUUCAGAUCAUCAGAGCAUUUUGGUUUCACUAUCUUGUCACUGUGUAUGGAAAGGGACUGUAUGUGAGCGUGCACAUCUGUUCCGCAUUAAAUAUUAUGGCAGCUUUGACAAGCCUCUCGGAAGAUACUUACGCGACCAUCUGUUUGAUCAGAGCUAUCGGUGUCGUUCCUGUGAGAUGCCAUCAGAAGCUCAUAUUUAUCGUUAUACUCAUCACCAAGGCAGCCUGACGAUAUCUGUGAGGAAGCUUCAGGAAUUUCUUUUGCCUGGAGAACGUGAUGGCAAGAUAUGGAUGUGGCACAGGUGCCUACGCUGUCCUCGAGUCAAUGGGCUACCUCCUGCAACUCGAAGAGUUGUAAUGUCUGAUGCUGCCUGGGGUUUGUCUUUUGGUAAAUUUUUGGAGCUUAGCUUUUCAAAUCAUGCUGCUGCAAGUAGAGUAGCCAGCUGUGGUCACUCUCUUCACAGGGAUUGUCUACGUUUCUAUGGAUAUGGGGAAAUGGUUGCAUGCUUCAAGUAUGCAUCAAUUAAUGUACACUCUGUCUACCUGCCACCUCCAAAGCUGGAAUUUAACUUCCAGCAUCAGAAAUGGGUACAAGAAGAAGCAAAUAAAGUGGUUAAAACCGCAAAUGAUCUCUUCAUUGCAGUACGUAAGUCAUUGCGCCAAGUUGAAGAGAAAGUAUUGAAUACUGGUUCUCAUGAUGGUAACAUGGAAGUCCUUGAAUCGAGAAGACGCUUAAUUGAACUUGAAGGAAUUCUUCAGAAAGAGCAGGCAGAGUUUGAGGAAUCUAAACAGACAGUAAUGAAAAAGGAUGCAAAGAUGGGGCAGCCAUUCAUUGAUAUUCUUGAUGUCAAUAGGCUACAAAAACAAUUGUUGUUGCAGUCCUAUGUAUGGGAUAAACGGCUAAAAUUUGCUGCGGGUUCAUUUAGUAACCCUCAUGAACUGCUUAAUGGUCUCAUGACCAGAAAUAAGGAGGAUUUAACUCUCAGGGCACAGAGGAGCUUCAUGAGUUCUGAUGUUCUGGUUUCUGCAGUUGCUGAACCCCUUAAUGGGAGUGGAACUAGGAAUGAACAUGACCAAUAUAAGCAAUCUACUACAAAUCAACAAAGAUUAGAUCUGGAACAGGACAAGAACACCAAACUUCUUUCUACUAGCACAAGUGUAAGCGAUCAGUUUGAUCCUCCAGAAUGUGGUCUUGAUGUCCGUAGGGUUCUCUCUGAUGGGCAGUUCCCAGUUAUGGCUGAUCUCUCAGACACCUUGGAUGCAAAGUGGAGAGGUGAAAAUGGUUCUGCAUUAGUUGAUGGAAGCAAAUUGAAAUCAUUAACCUCAGUUGAAGAAGCACCUGCAAAUUCAUCUUCUGAAAAUCUUGAAGAAAGCAUUUGUACUGAUAUGAUGCCAGCAAGAUCGGGAGAGAGUGCGAAAGCCAUUUCAAUUUUGACAAAAACAUCAUUUUCAGAUCUCUAUGCUUUUCUUAACAAGAAUUGUGACAGUGCCCUAAGUGAGUACCAUCCUGAAUAUAUUUCUUUGUUUAAGGAGUUAAUGCAGCAAGGUUGGGCAAGGCUGCUUCUUCCCCUUGGGGUGAAUGAUACUGUCAUUCCAGUUUAUGAUGAUGAACCGACCAGUGCUAUAUCUUAUGCUCUUGUUUGUCCUGAUUAUCACUUUCAGAUAACUGAUGAGUUUGAGAAGUCCAAAGAUGGUAGGGAACCCUCAAUUUCCUUGAUGAUCCAGGAAUCUGGAAACUCUCAAUCAUUUCAAUCAGUUGAGGACAUUCCAUUUGAAAGCUUCAGAAGUUUUGGGUCAGUUGAUGACAGCACCUCAUCCACCUCUGGUAGCAAGAGCUCGGUGAUAUUAGAUCCACUUGCAUCUACUAAAUCAUUGCAUGUCAGAGUUUCUUUUGCUGUGGAUGGGCCUCAUGGGAAAGUAAGAUAUUCUGUAACAUGUUACUAUGCAAAAUAUUUUGAUGCUUUAAGGAGAACUUGCUGUCCGUCUGAACUUGAUUUUAUAAGGUCUCUUAGUCGAUGUAAAAAAUGGGGAGCACAGGGUGGGAAGAGCAAUGUCUUCUUUGCGAAGUCACUGGAUGAUAGGUUCAUCAUAAAGCAGGUUACCAAGACAGAGCUAGAAUCAUUUAUCAAAUUUGCCCCCGAGUAUUUCAAGUAUCUGUUGGAGUCGAAAAGUACAUCGAGUCCAACAUGCUUGGCAAAGAUUCUCGGCAUCUACCAGGUUGCAGUUAAAAAUCUGAAGGGUGGAAAAGAGUCCAGGAUGGAUGUACUAGUUAUGGAGAAUCUUUUAUUUGGACGGUCUGUGAAAUGGUUGUAUGACCUUAAAGGAUCUUCAAGGUCACGGUAUAAUGCAGAUAUAAGUGGUAACAAUAAGGUACUUCUUGAUCAAAAUUUGAUUGAGGCAAUGCGUACCUCUCCAAUUUUUGUUGGAAACAAAGCAAAGAGACUCCUGGAAAGAGCUGUAUGGAAUGACACUGCAUUUCUUGCGUCCAUUGAUGUGAUGGAUUACUCUUUACUUGUGGGGGUGGACGAGAACAAGCGAGAGCUGGUUGUCGGGAUCAUUGAUUUUAUGAGACAGUAUACUUGGGACAAGCACCUGGAGACAUGGGUAAAAGCUUCUGGAAUUUUCGGAGGGCCAAAAGAUGCACCUCCUACUGUGAUUUCACCCGAUCAAUACAAGAAACGUUUCCGAAAAGCAAUGUCAGCAUAUUUCCUUGUGGUUCCAGAUCAGUGAUCACCUACUGCCAUCAUCCCUAGCAACUCGCGGACCGACCUUGGCCAAGAUAAUCUGCUAGGUGCGUCGCUAAAUUCGCAACAGGAAGUUCCUGCAAAUUUUAUGGUGUGUAAUGGAUGAUUGCCCGCAUUUUUGGGUUCCAUCAAUCCUCUCCUUUUUAUCUCUUGUAGUAUUUCUAGAUGACAAUCUGAUUUGUUGGUUUUUUUUGCCACUUGACAUUUAUUUGUAAUAGAUGUGAAACAAAGUCUUAUAUGCCAAAUACUUUGGUUGUAUGAA
Musa acuminata subsp. malaccensis (wild Malaysian banana) is the source of this 6394-nucleotide messenger RNA. RefSeq names its product 1-phosphatidylinositol-3-phosphate 5-kinase FAB1B. Gene Ontology annotation, molecular function: 1-phosphatidylinositol-3-phosphate 5-kinase activity; metal ion binding; ATP binding. The record is from RefSeq and is a predicted model, not a curated record. Lineage: Eukaryota; Viridiplantae; Streptophyta; Magnoliopsida; Zingiberales; Musaceae. Gene Ontology annotation, cellular component: endosome membrane. Gene Ontology annotation, biological process: phosphatidylinositol phosphate biosynthetic process.